Messenger RNA from Talaromyces rugulosus, 2448 nucleotides. RefSeq lists its product as uncharacterized. The coding region runs from base 1 to 2448 and encodes 815 amino acids. Gene Ontology annotation, molecular function: magnesium ion transmembrane transporter activity. Gene Ontology annotation, biological process: magnesium ion transport. Gene Ontology annotation, cellular component: membrane. NCBI's taxonomy places the organism in Eukaryota, Fungi, Ascomycota, Eurotiomycetes, Eurotiales, Trichocomaceae. The record is from RefSeq and is a predicted model, not a curated record. The transcript is spliced from 2 exons.
AUGGAUACGACCGCAGCUGCGAUGGGCCAAGCCCACGAGCUAUACUCCCGCGCCAACGCAACGCAGCCUCCUAUAUACAAGGCAAUCGGUAUCUCGCUGGCCAUUGCUUCCGGCGUUUUUAUCGGUGUAUCGUUUGUUCUGAAAAAGACAGGGCUGCUCAAAGCCAACGCCAAGUAUAAUGAAGAAGCCGGCGAAGGCUACGGGUAUCUGAAGAAUGCCUGGUGGUGGACUGGGAUGACGUUGAUGAUCAUUGGCGAGAUAUGCAAUUUCGUUGCCUAUUGUUUCGUUGAUGCCAUUUUGGUGACUCCCAUGGGCGCCCUCUCAGUUGUCGUUACUACCGUUUUAUCGGCAAUCUUUUUGAAGGAGCGGCUGAGCUUCGUCGGAAAAGUCGGAUGCUUCAACUGUAUUAUUGGCGCUGUCAUCAUUGCCUUGAACGCCCCCGAACAAGCUUCCGUGAGCGACAUCCAGGCAAUGCAGCAUUAUGUGAUUGCCCCCGGGUUUUUGACCUAUGCCGGCGUCAUCAUUGCUGGCUGCACAUUUGUUGCUUUCUGGGCAGGCCCCCGAUACGGCAAACAGAGCAUGUUCGUCUACAUUAGUAUUUGCAGUCUCAUCGGCGGGCUGAGUGUUGUCGCAACCCAGGGCCUGGGUGCUUCCAUCUUGGCCCAAAUCCGAGGAGAAGAGCAGUAUAAGCAUUGGUUCCUUUAUGUUCUUUUUUUCUUUGUCGUUGCGUCGUUGCUGACCGAGAUUAUUUUUCUCAAUAAAGCUUUGAAUAUUUUUAAUGCCGCGCUCGUCACCCCCACUUACUAUGUCUUUUUCACCAGUGCAACCAUUGUCACAUCGGCUGUUUUAUUCCAAGGCUUCUCGGGAUCGGCCAUGUCCAUUGUCACUAUUAUCAUGGGCUUCUUGACCAUCUGUUCUGGAGUGGUUUUGCUGCAGCUGUCAAAGUCUGCCAAAGACGUGCCAGAUGCGGCCGUCUUCAAAGGUGACCUGGAUCAGAUCCGAGAAGUUGGCGAGCAGGAAGCCCCCGAAACCGAGCCCAAGGCGGAUGCCUUGCGAGGCACUGCCGCCAUACUGCGCCGUAUCUCUACUUCCAGGCAGAAGAGGGAGGAGCAAGAAAUCCAACGAUACUUCAAGGAGAAACAAGAAGACCAGGCCGGUGAACCAGGCGACAACGAGAUAAUCGAAUGGGAUGGGAUCAGACGACGCAAGACAGUUGUUGGUGACCACCCAACGAUGACACCAAGGUCUGCUCGCUCGCUCAAGAGCCCGCGCCCGCCUCUGGGUAUGUCGUACUUUCCAGACGAGGAGGAGCAGUUCAAUCGAACGCCAAGUGGUACCAGCUCUUCGUUCUUUGACGGUGUCCGCAGUCGUGCCUCUACUGCUCUUCAUCCGUCUCAAUGGCAGCCCCGAGGAGCCGAGGAGCGGAAUGGCCAGAACAGCCCUAUGCAUCCAGUGGCAUUGACAGAAAUUGCCGUCGGUAGCAAAGAGGGCGUUGACACUGCCUAUCGUGGCGGUGGUCUAGAGCCCCCUUUCCAGCCGUACACCGGCAGAGAGCGCAGUGAUACGCCCAGGUCGAUUGUUUGGGCCGAUGAACGGCCGGAAUUGUCGCCGAGCAGGAAUAGCCACCUAGCAGCUGAAGAUGCGUCGGCAUCGCGGCGCCAGUUCUCUUUCAGGUCCAUGUUUAGUCGAAGGAAAUCUAGCGAGAGCUUGCCGUACGGCCCCGUCAGCCCCAGCCGAGGAAUUCUGAAAAACAAUGACAGAGGAGCCGCGGGCUCUUCCGAAGUGAGGCGCGCACUGCGGAAUGCCACCGAAGAGGAACGACUGGGCCUGGUUACAGGAGACUCGCGAACAGCAGACAACAGACAACACGAUGAUUACGACGAUGAGAAAUUCACGCGGUCACCGUCUCCCGAAUCGUUCGACUCGACAUUGGACGCGGUGGAGGAAGUGCGACGGCAGUUCAAAACACAACGUCCGCACCAGCCAUCGGGAUCAUCCACUAUCUCCACCUCGACAUUCCCGGCAUACGAAGACACGCACCAUCACUACCACUCGGAACUCGACCAUCCGCGCGGGUAUCUGACAGUCCGACGGAUUUCGUCGCCGCCGCCUAUUGAAGAGGAGGCUGAGAGUCAGCACCACGAUCCGUAUGUCCCAGGACCGGGCAGAUCGCUGCCGCCGAUUCCAUCAGCGGAAGAAGACGAGUAUGUGCAGAUAAUGCGUUCGGCCGGCGCUGGCGGACAGAGCCAUGGCAAUAGCAGUCCUGAGCUCGACGUGACGUCUGUCACGUCGUCCUCGCGGUCGUCUGCGUCACCUCCAUCUGCACGUCGACAGCUGCAGCAGCACCAACGUCCAAUUGAAACAAACAGUCGCAGCAACAGCAGCGGCAGUGAAAGCGGAGGGGUCACCCGAGGGCUAGUUUCUGGCGGCCCAGCAGCUUUUAUAUAG